Chanos chanos (milkfish) is the source of this 2502-nucleotide messenger RNA. It is a transcript of the gene efr3ba, whose product is annotated as EFR3 homolog Ba (S. cerevisiae). Lineage: Eukaryota; Metazoa; Chordata; Actinopteri; Gonorynchiformes; Chanidae. The transcript has 23 exons. Gene Ontology annotation, cellular component: plasma membrane. Gene Ontology annotation, biological process: protein localization to plasma membrane. The coding region runs from base 1 to 2502 and encodes 833 amino acids. The record is from RefSeq and is a predicted model, not a curated record.
AUGCCACUACCUACUUUCCCAAAUACCCGCAGACUCUUACUGGACUGCACCUCUUUUCUGGAUCAUCAAAUUGGUGGAGGGGUUUGUGGGUGCUGCGGGGCUCUGAGACCCCGAUAUAAGAGACUCGUCGAUAACAUCUUCCCAGAGGAUCCAGAGGAUGGUCUGGUAAAAGCGAACAUGGAGAAGCUAACCUUCUACGCUCUGUCCGCUCCUGAGAAGCUAGAUCGCAUCGGGGCGUACUUGUCGGAGAGGCUGUCACGGGACGUGGCCCGGCACAGAUACGGGUACGUCUGUAUAGCGAUGGAAGCCUUGGACCAGUUGCUGAUGGCCUGUCACUGUCAAAGCAUUAACCUGUUUGUGGAGAGUUUCCUCACUAUGGUACGGAAGCUUCUGGAGGCAGACAAACCCAACCUCCAGAUCCUGGGCACCAACUCGUUUGUGAAGUUUGCUAAUAUAGAAGAGGACACACCCUCCUACCACAGAAGCUACGACUUCUUCGUUUCGCGCUUCAGUGAAAUGUGUCACUCCAGUGACGAGGACCCAGACGUUCGCAUCAAGAUCCGGGUGGCAGGGAUACGAGGUUUACAGGGUGUGGUGAGGAAGACUGUGAACGAUGAGCUGCAGGCGAAUAUCUGGGAUCCACAGCACAUGGAUAAGAUAGUGCCUUCCCUGUUAUUCAACCUCCAACAGGACGACAGCACAGAGAGUAGGUCUCCAUCCCCUGGUUCUGAGAAGGAUAAGGAGAGUCCAGCAGAGCUGACCGAACGCUGUUUAAGAGAGUUACUAGGACGGGCAGCCUACGGCAACAUUAAGAACGCCAUUAAGCCUGUACUCAUGCACCUCGACAACCAUUCCCUGUGGGAGGGCAAAACAUUUGCAGUGCGCUGUUUCAAAAUCAUUAUGUACUCCAUUCAGUCUCAGCACUCACACCUGGUGAUUCAGCAGCUGCUGGGCCAUUUGGACGCCAACAGCAAAAACUCGGCCUCGGUGCGUGCUGGGAUAGUGGAGGUCAUCUCAGAGGCGGCGGUCAUAGAGGCCAGUGGCUCAAUAGGUCCUACAGUGCUGGAGGUGUUUAACACCCUCCUCAAACAGCUGAGACUGAGUGUGGACUACGAGGUCAGCGGCUCCUAUGACACCUACGGCUCAAAGACGGUCAAAGUGCACGAGGAGAGACAGCUCCAGGAGUCUGUCAUACAGACUAUAGGGUCAUUCGCCAACACUCUGCCCACGUAUCAGAGGUCAGAGGUCAUGCUCUUUAUCAUGGGCAAGAUCCCUGUGCUAGGCAUGUAUCCUGUCCUGGGACCUGCCAACACGGGAUUUGAGGGAAGUCGAAUGAUUCAGAUUAUGCUGUUGAAAUCACUACUGCAGGUGACGGUGGGUUUUCAGACCACUAACAUGCUGACGGCUCUCCCCACCUCCUUCCUGGACCCCCUGCUCUCCUUCACGCUGAUGGAGGACGCCGAGAUCCGUCUCCUGGUGCUCCACAUUCUCAUCAGCCUCAUCGACCGUCAUGACAACCAGCUUAAGUUCACCCCCAUCAGAAUCAUAACAGACAUCGGGGCUCUGAAGCUGAAAGUGGACAAGUGUUCUCGACAGGACAAUCUCUUCAUGAAGAAGCACUCCCAGAGGCUGUAUCGCCACAUCUUCCUGGCCAGUAAAGAGGAGAACGGCACCAGUCAACACUUUGAGUCUCUCUACGUGCUCCUGGGCCUGAUCUCUGUGGAGCUGGCCACCGAGGACGUGGUGGUAGACCUCAUUCGCCUGGCGCUGGCCCUGCAGGAUCUGGCGUUGACUAAUGAGGAGACAUUUCCUGUAUUUAACCGAUGUGCUCUCCACGCCCUCUCGGCUGCGUAUUUGAAUCUGAUCAGCCAGCUGACGACUGUGCCAACCUUCUGCCAACACGUCCAUGAGGUAAUUGAGGCGAGACAGAAGGAACUCCCAUUCCUACUCCCAGAGGAUGUUUUCACGGAUGACCCCAGACUUCCGGAGAAACUGGAGAAGGUGGAGGGAGAGGUUCUUUUCCUUCAGGCCAAAAUCGCAGAGACACUGGGAGGCAGUGGAUACAACACAGAGAGACUGGCCACACCCUACAUCCCACAACUGACAGAUGAAGACAGGCUGUCGAAGAGGAAGAGCAUCGGAGACACAAUCUCUCUGCAGUUAGAGAUGGAAUCCAGACACAGUCCGGAGAGAGAACAGAGGAGGUCUCCUGCUGAGCAGAUCACCUUUGAAACCCUGAAGCAAGCGAUUGUGGACAGCGCGAGUCUGGAGGAGCAGGAGAGAGAACGCAGGCGACAGGUGGUGGAGAGGUUUCAGACCGCUCCGUUUGAGGAGAUCGCAGCCCACUGCGGAGCCAGAGCGUCGUUACUGCAGAGCAAACUCAAGCAAAUCUUUGAGAUCACAAUACGACCUCCUCCAAGUCCCUCUGGCUCCAUUGGUCAAACACAGGGACGCUCUGUGCCCGUCUACGAGAUGAAGUUUCCAGACCUGUGUGUCUACUGA